CUCCAGCGCAGCCACAGCGCCGCUGCCGCCAUCUUGCCGCGCGCUUUCCCGUGCCCGCCUCUUCCGCCCCUCGGCCGGGAGCGGCCGCCAUGGAGGCGGCGCCGCCGGUCUUUGCUUUCGGUGUCAUCGCGGACAUCCAGUACGCGGACGCGGAUGAUGGCUACGACUUCGGGGGGUGCCGACGGCGGUAUUACAGGCAGAGCCUCAAACUGCUGCGGGACGCUGUGGACGCCUGGGCCGCAGAGAGGCCACCGCUUGCCUUCGUUCUGCAGCUGGGUGACAGCAUCGACGGCCUCAACGCCCGGAGGGGGACGGCUGAGCGUGCCUUGGAGCAGGUACUGGCAGAGCUGGGGCGGCUGCCGGUGCCGGUGCAUCAUACAUGGGGCAACCACGACUUCUAUAACUUCAGCCGGGCCCGCCUGGUGCACACUGGCCUCAACAGCCGUCCCACCGGGGCCAUGAGCAGCUCGCCGGUCGCCGACUGCCAAGCCUAUCACUUCAGCCCCUCCCCGCGGUUCCGCAUCAUCGUACUCGAUGCCUACGACCUGAGCAUCCUUGGCAGGGAGCCAGACAGCCCCCGCUACCAGGAGUCCCUGCAGCUGCUGCAGGAGAAUAACCCCAAUGACAACCUCAACAGCCCCACAGGACUUGAAGAACCUCAGUUUGUAGAGUUUAAUGGAGGAUUUAGUCAAGUUCAGCUGGAUUGGUUCAAUGAAGUCCUCAAGUUCUCAGAUGAAAACCAAGAAAAAGUUGUAGUUAUGGGUCAUCUGCCCAUUCAUCCAGAUGCUUCAGACAGAGUUUGCCUAGCCUGGAAUUACAAAGAUGCCCUUUCAGUCAUACACUCCCAUCAGUGUGUGGUCUGCUUCCUUGCUGGGCACCUGCAUGAUGGUGGCUACUGUUUAGACUCUCAUGGAGUUCAUCAUCUGACUUUGGAGGGGGUAAUUGAAACUCCACCGGAAAGCAAUGCCUUUGGAACUAUUUAUGUCUAUGAAGAUAAAAUGAUACUAAAGGGAAGGGGCAGAAUUUCAGACAGAGUUAUGCAUUUCUGAAAAUAGUAUGCAAGUACAAAUUGCUGCACUUCAGGAAGUACCUGGACAAAAAAAGCAGGGGAUUCAACUUAUUAUUUGCUUGUAGAAAGCUAUGCAUGGCUGAUCCUUAUAGCUGUUACUCAUACAUUUUUAUCUUGGAUACAGAAUUUUAGAAGUUAUGUUUUUGUAAGAAAACAGACCUGGUUUCUUUGUUGAGAAUAAAGAUGGCCAGUUAGCAUGUAAUCAAAUAAAUGUACUUGAAUGCAGAAUGUUGAAACACUCAAUCCUGGCUGGAUUGUUACUUACUGGAAAAAAAAAUGAAAACCAUAUAAUGAACAUUUUCCCAGAAAAAGCCAUUUUUUCUCAAUCAGAAUUCAAGCAUGCAGAAUUGUAACUGCCCAGCCACAUAUAAUUAAUUUAUUAUUUUUUUUAACAUAAUGGUCAGUAAUGUCUCAUAUCUGGCAGAAUGAGUCCACCCUGUAGCCUAAUGCACUCUUCUUAUUGUUGCUUUAAAAGACUAAAUUUCAAAAAAAAAUAAGCCCAAGGAAAAUAGAGAUCAUCUACCCUACAUCACAUAAUGCUGCAGAUACACCCCCUGGGAUCUCCAUGUGCACAGCUGUUAGCCUGCAGCAGCACUCAGCAAAGAAUCCCUGCCUGGAAGGAGCUAAAGCUGAUAGUUGUAGAAAUGUACUAAAAUGAUGACUUUGCUGUACUAAGUUAGCUGAAUGGGUUACUUUUAAAACAACGUGCUUUGUGAAACUGUAUGUCAAGCAUCCUGCAGGUUGUGAUAACAUCAAGUCUUCUAAGACCUGUCUGCCUACAGCCAACAUUCAUGUUGAUUCUGGACCCACCUGGACAAUCUACCAGCUUGAGACUGGAGACAGGACCAGGACAGGGAGACAGGACUAAGAUGACAAAGGACCUAGAAUCAACAAAGACCCCCACAGGAGACCCUUUGGCAUAGAACUGAAUAUGCAUGGUUUUGGUAUAUAAUAGUUGGAGUGUUUUGCUAACUCGUUGGAACACUUAUGGUAGAGAAUCCCCAGUGCUGCCCUCCUGAACAGUUCUGUUUGCUGUUGAGUUCAAUUUAUUUGUUUCAAGCAUGUUGCUGUGCUGCAUCUGGACUUAUUCUCUUUCUCAGCCAGCUUGUGUAUUCACCUGAGCAUUCACCUGAGCUUCCUUUUCCAGGAUUAUUAGUGAUGAAACAUGCUUACUGUUGCUAGGCUGCUGUAUGGGUUCUGCUUUCCAAGAGCAGGAAUUCUGUGAGAAGCAGAGUUGUGACAGUGACCAUGUCUGCUGGUGGCAGUCUUGAGUACAAAUCACACAGAAAAUAAAAAGACAGAAGCCUGAA
This is a messenger RNA of Apus apus (common swift), 2379 nucleotides long. RefSeq names its product ADP-ribose/CDP-alcohol diphosphatase, manganese dependent (gene ADPRM). The record is from RefSeq and is a predicted model, not a curated record. NCBI's taxonomy places the organism in Eukaryota, Metazoa, Chordata, Aves, Apodiformes, Apodidae. The coding region runs from base 90 to 1049 and encodes 319 amino acids. Gene Ontology annotation, molecular function: ADP-ribose diphosphatase activity; manganese ion binding; 2',3'-cyclic-nucleotide 2'-phosphodiesterase activity. The transcript has 3 exons.